GCCGAUCCUACACCAACGGCACCGGACCAUCCAAAGCCCAAGCUUUUCUCUUUCUCUCUCUCUCUUUCUCUCCGAUCUUACCUUCAUUUUCCUCUCUUUCACCGACUAUCAAACACCCCCUUCGCCGGAGACACCGCCGUAUCCUCCGUACGCCGGUGCCUCCGUUGCCUCAUUUCAGCCGGUGUUGAAGUUUACCUGCCCAAUCUCUGUCUUCUCAUCGCGAUCGAUUGGAAGAUAUAAUACGUCACACACCAAUGAAACGAAGCUUCCGCUUCUCUCUUCCCGUUACCAUCGUGAUCAUGUCCAUCGCCUACAUUUAUGUAUCGACUGUAUUCGUCUUCAUCAAGCAAUGGUUCGGGUUAUCUUCUUCCCCUGGGAUUAUGAACGUUGUCUCUUUUACCGCCUUGGCUCUUUUAUGCAUCUACAGUUAUACUAUUGCCCUAUUUACGGAUCCCGGUCGUGUACCCUCAACGUUCAUGCCUGAUGUCGAGGAUAUAGGUAGCCCCGUUCACGAGAUUAAGCGUAAGGGAGGAGACUUGAGGUAUUGCCAGAAAUGUUCCCACUAUAAGCCUCCACGUGCACAUCAUUGUCGCGUAUGUAAAAGAUGUGUAUUGCGAAUGGAUCACCAUUGCAUUUGGAUGAACAACUGUGUUGGCCAUGCGAACUACAAAAUAUUUUUUGUCUUCGUUUUGUAUGCUAUGUCUGCAAGUGUCUACUCCCUGGUUCUUCUUGUGGGCAGUUUAUUGAAUGACACUGAAAAGGAUGACGAACAGAAGGAAGGUUCUUUCAGAACCAUAUAUGUUGUUUCUUCCCUUUUGCUAAUCCCACUGACCAUAGCUUUGGGCACCCUGUUGAGUUGGCAUAUCUACCUCACCUUAAGAAACAAGACUACUAUAGAGUAUCAUGAAGGAGUUAGGGCUAUGUGGCUUGCAGAAAAAGGAGGAGAUGUCUAUUCACAUCCAUAUGAUCUUGGGUCAUUUGAGAAUUUGAUAUCCGUGCUGGGUUCAAAUAUCUUGUGCUGGGUAUGUCCAACUACAGGCCAUGUUGGUUCAGGUCUUCGCUACCGGACUGCAUACGAUCAAUCUGCUGGCCUUCAACAUUAAAGUGAGGUUCUUGUUGUUUCAUAGGCUGAUAGCAUGUCUAGCUACUAAAGAUUGAUGUUCUCUAUCUGCUGCCGGAACAUUGUAAUUGGUUUUGCAAGUAGUGGAAGAAGAUAAAGAAAGAAUGUAGGUUAUGGGUGCAGAAACAGUAGAAGAAGAACUUUUGGGGAUUUAUGAAGCCGGGCAAGGGAAGGAUGCUUGUUUGGUUCCACGAUUACUCCGAAAAAUUGUCCAUUAAUAGAGUCAUGUAUACAUACUGGUAGCCUAGCCAAGGCCAUUCAGUUUUAAAAUUGCAAUAGGAUUAGGGUUAAGUCUUUGGGAUAUAACAUGUAUAUUUUUUCUUAGGCAAAAUAAUCAAAAUCAUUUCAUUUGAUGAUGCUUCCAAAGAGGAAAGAAAAUAUGAAUGAUCAUCCCCACAUUUUACAGGUUGCGAGUAAAUCAUGUACUAGAACUAACUGUUGUAACUUCCAUUCAUUUUUUUUUUGUGUCAAUACAUUUUUUUUUGGUGUAUCUCAUCUUCUUCUAAUA
This is a messenger RNA of Impatiens glandulifera, 1628 nucleotides long. RefSeq names its product probable protein S-acyltransferase 16. Bases 255 to 1103 code for a protein of 282 amino acids. Gene Ontology annotation, molecular function: palmitoyltransferase activity. The transcript has 8 exons. Lineage: Eukaryota; Viridiplantae; Streptophyta; Magnoliopsida; Ericales; Balsaminaceae. The record is from RefSeq and is a predicted model, not a curated record.